AUGUCCGCCAACGAGACGUCGGUUAUUGAUCCUCUGGAUGCAGUCGACUAUGAUCCCAUUGCGCAUCUAAACGGCAUCUUCUCCCACCCGUCCAGCCUUUCCUCGGUCUCGCAAACCUCCGAAGCCCUCCGCAAAUACCAAAAUGAGCUGGACACCGAUAUCGCACGACUGGUAGAGGAACAGGUCACUUCCAAUGCAGAGAGUGUGCAACGUAUCCAGGCCGCCAAGGCGGACCUGUCGGAGCUGUUCAAGAAGAUAGACGAUGUGCGAGAACGUGCCUCUAGGACAGAGCAAUCGAUCACGGAUAUGACAGCGGAUAUCAAACAGCUGGAUAAUGCGAAGAAGAAUUUGACAGUUUCAAUGACGGCGCUGAAGCGUUUGCAGAUGUUGACGACCGCCUACGAACAGUUACGAGCAUUAGCGAAGACGAGGCAGUAUCGGGAUUGCGCGCAAUUACUUCAGGCGGUGAUUCAACUCAUGGCUCAUUUCAAAUCCUACAGGUCGAUAGACCAAAUAGCCGUCUUGAGUAGGAAUGUGGCGGAUGUUCAGCGCGAGCUUCUUGAACAGGUCUGUGAGGAUUUCGAGAUCACAUUCGCCAAAGGGGAAGUUGUACAGAGACGAGUGAUGCUUGCGGAAGCGUGUCUGGUUAUGGAUGCUUUGGGGGAUAAUGCGCGGUCGAGAUUGACAACCUGGUAUUGCAAUACCCAACUUCGAGAAUAUCGGCAAGUCUUCCGUGGCAAUGAGGAGGCUGGAUCUUUAGAUAAUAUAUCUCGGCGCUACUCUUGGUUUAAAAGGAUGAUGAAAACAUAUGACGAAGAGCAUGCAAAUAUCUUCCCGGCGACAUGGAGAGUUAAUGAAGUACUGGCGAAUGCUUUCUGUGAAUCUACCCGAGAUGAUUUUAAGGGUAUAUUGUCAAGGUCCGUUAGGAGUGGGCAGACAAUAGAUGUCAACCUUUUACUUUCAUGCCUACAGGAAACUCUGGACUUUGAGCAUUCCCUAGAUCGAAGGUUUGCACAGACAUCAAGAGCUUCCAUGGACACGGUGGCAUCUUCGAUUGAGUCCCCUUUCUCUAUACAGAGCAUAUCCGAAGCUUUSGAGCCAUAUCUGGGGGUCUGGGUUGAAGCACAAGACAAGCAAUUGGCUGCUUUGCUGCCUAAAUAUCGACAACAGCCGUUGAAGCGCGAGGACGAAGAAUUUCAUGCCCAGCUUGUCAUUUCGUCCUCCACAGAGCUGUUCACUUUCUACCGACAUUCACUUGCACAGUGCGCAAAGCUUUCUACGGGUAACAGUCUAGCCGAGUUAUCGAAAGUGUUUGCAAAAUACCUGGAUCAAUAUGCACAGCAGGUACUUCUUCAUUACAUCAGUGAGCGGGCGACGACCCAGCCGCCAUCCAAAGUACCUUCGAUUGAGGAUCUUAUUUUGGUGCUCAAUACGGCAGAUUAUUGCUAUACUACUAGCACUCAAUUAGAAGAGAAGAUCAAGGGACGAAUUGAUGAGAAAUUCAGAAACUCUGUUGAUUUCGAGAGCCAAGCCGACGCUUUUAUGGGAAUUGCUAGCGCUGCUGUUCGAGGGCUGGUCCGAAAACUUGAAGUUCAACUUGAGCCGUGUUGGCGUGAAAUGCGAAACUUUCCUUGGAAUAAACUGGAGAACGUUGGCGAUCAAAGCCCCUAUGUUGGGGAGCUACUUUCAAAGACUAAGACGCAAGCAGAGGAUAUCUUACAGUCUCUUCACAAGCAGCAGUAUGCAAGAGCAUUUGCCGAUAAUACUGUCGAAUUCAUAUCGAACACUUUUAUCACUACUGUCUAUUCAUGUCGACCAGUUUCUGAAACAGGCGCUGAGCAGAUGCUACUCGAUCUCUAUACUUUGAAAAGUGGCCUAACGUCGUUGCUUCCUUCUCCUGCACCUCCCGGUUUUGUGAAGCGAGUCAACUCAAGCUUCACAAAAGUUGACUGUCUUCUAAAGACAGUCCAAGUCCGUCCAUCACCACCCGAAGCCUUGGUUCAAGCGUACCUCAUCCACAUUGCGGACCGAAGCGAGCCCAACUUCCGUCGAGUUUUGGAAAUCAAGGGUAUACGAACCAAGCAGGACCAGAGCCAACUCGUUGAACUAUUCAACUUACACCGAGCAUCGGACCGUCACGCCCCAAAUCUACAGCAGAGUAACCCACUAUUUGCCUUCUUACAGCCUUCGGCAUCAGCGUCAGGCCCCAGUGGACCAGGCUUAACCGUCUCUCAGGGAUUGAGCAAUUUGGGUACGACUGCAGCCACAUCGAUCACCGGACCCGGUCGCUUUGAUCCGUCCACUCUCGGCUCUGCUAUUAUAUCUGCUGCAAGGGACGGCGUUGAACGAUUCCCGCUUGGCUCUGCUACCGGGCACACGGGCUCUGGUCCCACCUCGCCCGGACCGGAGGGACAACGUGUAAUCCAUGAUGGCUUUGACGUAAACGGUGCUUCUACGCCUUCUUCGGCAACUACGCAACUGAAUGAGAAUCUGAAGAAUAUUGGCAAAUUCUUCCGACGUGACCUCGGAGGUUUUGGUGGGAGGUUUGGUCGAUCGGGUGAUGAUUCUAAUCGGUAA
Talaromyces amestolkiae is the source of this 2577-nucleotide messenger RNA. RefSeq lists its product as uncharacterized. The transcript is spliced from 3 exons. Gene Ontology annotation, biological process: retrograde transport, endosome to Golgi. The coding region runs from base 1 to 2577 and encodes 858 amino acids. Gene Ontology annotation, cellular component: GARP complex. NCBI's taxonomy places the organism in Eukaryota, Fungi, Ascomycota, Eurotiomycetes, Eurotiales, Trichocomaceae. The record is from RefSeq and is a predicted model, not a curated record.